Guillardia theta CCMP2712 is the source of this 1152-nucleotide messenger RNA. RefSeq lists its product as hypothetical. NCBI's taxonomy places the organism in Eukaryota, Cryptophyceae, Pyrenomonadales, Geminigeraceae. Gene Ontology annotation, molecular function: protein kinase A regulatory subunit binding. The record is from RefSeq and is a predicted model, not a curated record. Gene Ontology annotation, cellular component: cytosol. The coding region runs from base 1 to 1152 and encodes 383 amino acids. The transcript has 2 exons.
AUGGCACGGGACUCGAAUACCGCUUCAAAAUCCUCAUCGCAAAGUGUUCUUCCAGCUGGCACAACCAAUACUGUGAAGAGUGCCGGAGAGAGAAAGAUUAUUUCCAGCAAGGCAAUCGCGAAGACAGCAGGGCAAACGGAAGCAGCACCCGCUACUCAACAACAUGCAUCUGCGCCACAAGUUCAGUUGUCAACAUUUCCACAAGAUGCCAACAGAAUGACGCACUUCGUCUCAUUGCCGAUUGUAAAUCCAAGCAUCUUGCAGAAUGUUGCCAGAAUCCAACAGUCGCUGAUGAAGUCACACCCAAUCUUACGAAGUGGAAUGAUCGACAUCACCAAAUUGCACAUCUCUCUUGCUGUGUUCCGAUGUGACAACGAUGAUGCUCUUUCUAGAGUCCGCAAGGCUCUGCAAGCAAGAGCCCAAGAUAUCAUCGAGUGUGUGAAGAAUCGAGAGGGUUCAAACGUCUCUUCUCUUAAGGUUGCAGGUCUUUCAAUGUUCGGGAACCAAGUCCUCUGGUUGAAGAUUUCAGAUCACGAAUUCUUGCAGAGGAUUUCAUCUAUUGUUUUGGAGGCGGUGAAGAGCGCUGGUAAUGGAGUGAAGCUUGCCUCUACCAGCGGGGACAAUCAAUUCCAUCUGACCAUCUGGAAGCUCAGCAAGAUGAAAGACCUGAAAGUGGUGCGCAGGACGUUGAUGCAAAUUUCCAACACCCUGGUCUACAAUCAGUGGGCUAAUCGGGGCUUUGGUGAAGAGAAACUCGCAGCGAUUCACUUGUGCGCCAUGUCAGGAGGAGGGAGGACUGGGCAGGGACGUCUAUACAAAGUAGAGAGCUUCAUUAAGCUCGCUGCUUCCUCCUCGUGCCUACCUUCAGUCGUCUCCUGGAAUUGCAAUUACUCAAGAGACUACCAGAAGGCCUCGGAAGACGAAGCAAGAUACCAGCUUUCGGUAAGCUCUCAGCGUGGUAAACCUAGCUGGACCUCCAUGCCUUCAGUCGUCUCCUGGUUUCCUCAGACUAGAAAGGGCAAACGGCCUCCUCCUCCUUCCAACUCUAGCAAUCAGAAGAUCGAGCGGAGGUAUGGCGCCUGGAGCAGCAUGCCGUCUGUGGUCUCGUGGUUCUCUACGGGAGGGAGCAAGAGUCCAGCUAAGAAACGAUGA